Molecule: messenger RNA, 5767 nt
Organism: Mycena citricolor
Lineage: Eukaryota; Fungi; Basidiomycota; Agaricomycetes; Agaricales; Mycenaceae
Source: the annotation of a GenBank genome assembly
CCCAGUCGAACGCGGUCCUUGUUCCCAAUGAGUCAACGUCUUGUUCUGAACCACCACGUUUGCCUGCGCGGAGUGGAUUGCAUAUUAUUUCUCUGAUGUACCUUCUCCUCGAGGAGACUCCACAUAAAUGCGGAGAUGAUACGUCCCGAUUUAGCCCAGUGCAAUCAAUUUGACACCGACAGGCGGCACUUCAGCAUGACCUGCUGUUGCAACACAACAUUCGUUUGAUCCACCACUACAUACUUGUACCACAAGAAUCGUUUGAUCCUCAUCAAGCAGUUAGCAACUAUGGACCGCGAGCAACAAACGGCCGGUCUGCUCGCACCGACACCCGAGGCCCUGGCCGCUGUGGCCGUGUUUCCCCUAAUUGUUGCGCUGAGGAAGGAUGCAGCUGAAACUAUCGACAGCGCAUUAAGCUGGGACCAGCUCACGGCUUCCGACAUCAAUUUUUCGAUUGUUCGCCCACUAGUUCUCAAGUACGCGAAGCUCAAGAAUCCGGCUGUUGUCUAUGCGUGUCUUGUGAACAGGGCCUAUUUUCUCCAAGAGUGCGAGGAAGACCUUGCGUAUGCAGGUGUCAUGCUGUCUCGCGCCACAUUAUGCGAGAUCCUGGCGAUGAAGCUUCUCAGCCACUUCGCGUCCAAUCAUAUCACUCUGGUUGCGGUCUUGACAAGUCCCUGGAGUCCGCUGGCCGGAGCAUCAGCCGAGGUCGUCCAGCAAGUCAAGCAAGUGCUGGGCUCCAAGGACCAGCUCCAAGAUGGUCAAAGCGCCCUUGAGAUGGCGAUAUCUACCAACGCAAAACACUUUGUCGCCAGUCCCGUCACUCAAAAAGUCGUAAAUGACAUAUAUUCCGGCAGGAUUGUUUUCAGCACUGCCACGCAUCGUUCUAUGCUUGCCGACAAUUACAAGCCCAGGGCAAUCACGAUUUACGACUCGCGCGACGCUCCCUUCCUAGAUCAUUAUCGGCUACACGUGCCAAAGUACGGGGCCAUCCUGGAGUUUCUCAACUUCGUGUGUCUGUUGAUUGCCUUUGUUCUGUGUCUCUCGAACAAGGAUGCAGCCAGGCUGACCGUCUGGGAAAUCGUUUUCGGAGUUUUUGCAUUCGCGUUUGCCCUCGAGGAAUAUACCGCUGCGAAUGAAAGAGGCUGGAUAAUCUACAUCGCAAAUAUUUGGAACGUCUUUGACACGAGCUUUGUUCUGAUAUGCCUCAUCUACGGUGGGAUGCGCAUCAAAGGGCUGGUUAACCAGGAUCUGGCAUUGUCCGAAACUGCAUUCGACACAUUGGCUUGCGGGGCUUGUAUCCUGUUUCCUCGGCUGGCGUUUUUCGCUGUGUCUUCCAAUGUGAUAAUAAUAUCGUUGCGUGCCAUGGUUGCAGAGUUUGUGUUCUUCAUGGGCAUGGCAGCGAUAUGCUUUUCAGGUCUGCUUUUCACGCUCUGGACGCUUGGAAAAGAACGCUGGCCAGCCAAGAAGAUUGUUUGGUUGAUGGUCGAGAUCUGGUUUGGUAAUACAUAUCUUUCUUUUGGACAAGCAGAGUCUUUCCAUCCCUUCUUUGGCCCUAUCCUCAUGACCGCAUUUGCUGCUCUCUCGAACACGUUGCUACUGACCAUCCUCAUCUCCAUACUUUCCAACACGGUUGCUCGGAUCGACGCGAAUGCCACGCAAGAACACCUGUUUCAAUUUGCAAUCUCGACUGUGGAAAACGUGCAAGCAGAUGCCUUGUUCUCAUACCAACCGCCUUUCAACGUGCUUGCGCUGGCCGUGCUGAAACCCACCAGCUACUUCGUCUCACCUCGGACGCUGCAUUCUCUGAAUGUGUUCCUCAUCAAAGUGACCAGCUUCUGGAUUCUUGUUCCGAUCGGUUUGUACGAGCGAUAUCUUGCGGAUGGCCAGUACUUGCGUCAGUCAUCUCGGGAUGCUGCGCACAAUCUCUUCAACAGUCUCCCGCGACAAGUGAAGAACAUGCCCAUCAUCGAGGCCAUUGUUGGAUCCACUUCGAGCAAUCUUUACGACGCGAUCUUUGCGCUCGACGCUGACGUCUCUCCGGACUUGUUCCACGAUUCGGACGACGAGAGACCGCAGUUGCGGUCGGUGGCAUCCCGCGAAACGCUGCCCUCUCUCCGUCACAGAGCGUCCUUCACCAGUCUUGGGGCCACUUCUCGUCAGCUCAGCCCCACUCCCUCUCCGCGUAAGAGAGUAGUCAGCGCGAUAGCUACUCUGGAUACAGCAUCAGCCGAAAUCUCCACUGGAAAUCGCAGUCCUCUGGCUCGAUUUUUUGCUCAUGUCGAUCCACCAUCUCCGGCUGCCCCGGUCGAGGCCAGCGUGAGAAGAAUGGAGACCAUCAUCGACGACUUGCGUGAUCUGCCCGUCAGCAGACUCAAGGACGAAAUGCGUGAGCUGCAGGAGAGACAGGCACGGAUUGAGCAGCUUUUGCUUACCUUGACCCGGGGAAUGCGGAGCAGCGAUACCAGCACUCUCAAGUAGAAUUUAAUUAUGACUCAGUAGCGGUCAGAAAUUGAUCCGGAGCUCAUUGCGCGUCAGGCGGAUCAUCGGGGCGCCCCGGCUCGUCACCCUCCAAUUGCCACUACCACUUACCUCGGGCAUGACCUUUGCAUUUGCACCCUGGACGAGUGGAUCCACUGGUGUGGACCUUGAUUCUUUCUCACACUUCCUUAACACGCUCGUUCAUGUGGCUCCGCCAACAUCACCGAGCCUGGGAGUGUCACUGUUCGAUCUAUCUAUACCAAUGCUGCUGUAUUAUCUUACCAAUGUACUCGCACUGUUGGGUCCCACGACCUUUCUGCAUCGUCUGGCGUUGCUUCCCUUCAUCUUAUUCUCCGCCUACCGUGCUACUACAAGGGUGGAUCUGGCGGCCGUGCUGUCAGAAUCACACGCUGCAGAGAUAGGAUACUUGAAGCAGGUUGUUGCACUCGGCAUGUUCACCCUCUCCACCCGCUCGGUCUCCCGCACGUUUGCAUCUCGGACACCCGUUCGCAGAGCUGCGCUCGCAAGAACAGAAAGACGGCUUCUGCUUGACGCUGCUGACUUGACUCUGAAUCUUCGUGGCAUCGGGUGGAACUUUGCCGAGGACACGAAGAUACCGGCACAAACGCGACCCUCGUCUCCCUCUGCAUUCGUCACCUCAACCGCGGGGUCGCUGAUAUUCCACGUUGUCGCCUUUGACUUUAUUCUGUACUGGUGCCAGAGUUUCGACCCCGCGACACUGGGCUCGACCGUCGGGGGAAGCAUCUACGGCCCAGAGACUUCAAGCACCGCGAUCCGCCUUCUCCGCUCGCGCUCAAUCACCCUCCUAGUCGGGUUGAUGAUCUAUGCUGCCAUCCAAAUCGGGCACGAUGCAGCCGCCAUCAUCGCAGUCGCGGUGUUCCGCCAGGCGCCGAGCGAGUGGCCGCCGGUAUUCGACGCUCCGUGGUUCUCGACGUCUCUGUCCGAGUUCUGGGCUGUGCGCUGGCACCAGAUGUUCCGGCAAGAAUUCAUCGCGGUCGGGUUUAAGCCGAUGCAGCGAGUAGGCGGGCGGGUGGCCGGCGUUCUCGGCGCAUUCGGGGUCUCUGGCUUGCUUCAUUUUGCAGGCAUGUGUGGGAUGGGGAAAGGGGCGGACAUCAGAGUGUUGCUUUUCUUCCUUGCCAUGGGGGUGGGCGUUGUUCUGGAAUGUGCGGUCUGGCGGCCCAUUGCUGGUUCGAGGGUCGGUGGAUGGUGGGGAGCUCUUUGGACCUACGGCUGGCUGCUGGCUUUCGGGCCAUUGAUGAGUGAGCCGUGGUGUUUGGCCGGUCUUGUCGGUAGCGUAUUCUUACCUCAUGGCAUGAGACCAUCGGUCCUGGUCCAUAGUUUAUUCUAACGCUGACUCUGAUGGCAUCAUCAGAGCGCCCGAACGACUCAGGAGUCACUGGCCGAGCGCCCAUGCUCGCUACCACAGUCAGCGCGAUCCUUGGUCUUUAUCCACUUCCCCAUUGAACUUCCUACGUAACUAUGUCGGUGCGUGUGCCGCUGAAUCUGCAUAGUCUGUGCACAGAAGUCUUGCCACCUUUUCUCCUAUUCUAUGGGUUCAAUGUGUUGGCAACUUACGGCCCAAGCACAAUGGCCUAUCGAGUGGGGCUACUGCCCGUGAUCCUAUUUUCCGCACAACGUGCCGCUGUCGGCGUCGAUUUGACGAGACUCGUUCGCCCCGACAGUCCAGGCACGGCGGGAAUGGUCAACCAGGCGUUUGUGCUGAUGAUGUGGUUUAUCGCUGCACGCUCCCUCACUCGAACCAUCUCUUCCACAUCCCCCAUACGACGAGGGUCUCCUACCCGGAGAUCGACGGUUCAGGUUGCUCUGGAUGCAGCCGACCUGACGUUCAACCUUCGAGCUGUUGGGUGGAACAUCUCUCGCGGGACCAAGUUGCCUCCCCACACCCGUUGCACUGCUUCCAGGACGCGGUUCUCCUGGCAGACCUUCUUGUCGUUGGUGACGCAUCUCCUGUUAUCCGAUCUCGUCCAUUAUUCCUUCCAGCUCUUGGGUCCCACGACGUUCACCACGCCGCUGGGCGGCAGUAUGUACGACACGACCGUCCAGAGUCCGUUCCUCAAGCAGCUCCGCAUCGGCGCGUUGAUAGUCUUGCAUGGGCUGAUUAUCUACUGCACUGUCCAGAUGUUCCACGACGCGUGUGCACUGGUCGCCGUGGGAGUGUUCCGUCAGGAUGCGCGCGAGUGGCCUCCCAUCUUCGACCGCCCCUGGCUUGCCACAUCCCUCACCGAUUUCUGGUCAUAUCGGUGGCAUCAGACGUUCCGCGAGGAGUUUAUUCUGCUGGGAUUCAACCCUCUGGCGUCUCUCGCGGGUCCCGCCGCCGGGGUUCUCGGUGCCUUUCUGAUGUCGGGAUUGCUCCAUUAUAUCACUGUGUGGGCCCUGGAUCAGGUGGCAGACAAGAGAAUCGCUCUCUUCUUUGUCGCUAUGGCUGUCGGUGUCAUCUUCGAGAAAAUUUGGGCGCAAAAGACAGGGCGCCGUGUGGAGGGUCAUUGGGGCCGACUCUGGACGUGGAGCUGGUUGUUGGCAUUUGGUCGUUUCUUUGUUGAGGCCUACUGUUUGAGUGGACUGUUGGGCAAUGAAAUCUUCCCGUGGGAACAAAGGCCUGCCAUCUUCCUGUACCGACUAGUAGAUUUCGUGCGGCUGUAUCCUCACUAGACUUGCUAUAAUCCGUCUUAUUGGAUCCUCCUACUAUUGAUAAGAUAAUCGAUAAACGGGUCGCUGAACGACAAGACGAUCGACCAAACACAGACAAACGCAUCCUUUUGCUCUCAUCUCAUCUCAAAUGGCUGAUCGCGGUCGUGGCUCAGCGCGAGGAAAUGCGCGUGGUGCGAUGGGUGCUUCCGCCCGCGGUGGGCGUGGCGGAGCACAGGGCUCCGGACCUACCAUGGACAAGCCGAAGCGCGAGGCCAUCCUAGACCUGUCGAAGUAUGUCGACCAGCGCAUCCGAGUAAAAUUUACGGGAGGGAGAGAAGUGACUGGGAUCCUCAAGGGUUACGACCAGUUGUUGAACCUGGUGCUGGAUGAAGUGGAGGAACAGGCCUCAGAGCGCGAAUUUUCGCCUCGAACACUUGGCCUGGUCGUGCUUCGCGGGCCCACAAUCACGCUUCUGAGCCCCGUCGACGGGUCUGAGGAGAUCGCCAAUCCUUUCGUAGGACAAGAAUAGUCUUCGCAAAACCGCUUUUCGUAUCAGUCUGUAACAACAAGUUCUAGUAUUCCAAUCCAUAUGGGCAGGCCGCGCGCUCAGUUGAUCUUC